Messenger RNA from Acanthosepion pharaonis, 1125 nucleotides. The record is from the annotation of a GenBank genome assembly. Lineage: Eukaryota; Metazoa; Mollusca; Cephalopoda; Sepiida; Sepiidae.
AUGUAUCUGACAGGGACCCUACCAUAUCUCCUCCUACUACCAAUGUUAGUGUGUGUCUGUUCUUUAGAAGGUGCUCUUCCCGGUGUCAAAUUCUUCCUCACACCUGGCUGGGAUGCUUUACAAAAAUUACAGGUUUGGUCCGAUGCUGCCAAACAACUUUUUUUCUCACUCGGAUUAGGCACUGGUAGUUUUUCUAUGAUGGCUGGUUACACCCAUUUUCAUAGUAACAGUUUCCGGGUUUCUCUAUUAGCAGUUACAGUCAACUUCAUUGGGACAGAAAUUGCAGGUCUUUUUAUGUUUGCUGUUUAUGGAGUCUUUACAAAACUUUACAAACUUCCACUGACCAGUUUAGAAAUUCCAGCUCUUGAUUUGGCAUUUAUAACAUUUCCGGAAAUCACGUCUCUCAUGUCAUUCCCUCCACUGUGGUCAGUGUUUUUUUACCUGCUUCUCACCGUGACCAGUCUCAAUGGCAUCCUCGUCUUCACACAGCUUAUCGUCUCCUGCCUGGAGGUGCUCUACCCGAUGCACGAACGCCGACAUUACAAGAUGUUCUGGCUGUUUGUGAUUUGUGUGUUGAUUUUUAUCUGCUCCUUGUUUCUUUUAACGCAGGCGGAUUUAUUCACCGACAAAACAAUGGAUGUCUACAUUCCAUACUGGUCCCUGCUGUUCAUCUCCUUCUCCGAGUGUUUCAUUCUUAUGUGGUUGUAUGGUCCCCGAAAAUUUCUUAGAAAUAUCACGGACAUGACCGGCAGUAUUGAUCGUUUCUUUUGGAAAUGGAUGUGGAGAGUUCUCACACCACUGACCAUUUUGGGAAUUGCCGGUUUUGCCAUUGCAUUGACAUGCUCCUCUUUACGUCGCAAGGAUGAUGCCUUGCAUAUCCGUCAGAUCAUCGGCUGGCUGCUAACAUUGUUCCCUUUCCUCAUCAUCACCAUUUACUUCUUCCACAAAGUAAUCCAAGAAUUUUCCAAAAAGGACGACUUAAAGGCAGCCGAAGAGAAGUUAAGCAAUUCUUUUUUCUUUUUCUUCUUUUCUUCCUUUCUUCUUUUCUUUUCUUCUUUUCUUUUCUUUUCUUCUUUUCUUUUCUUUUCUUCUUUUCUUUUCUUCCUUUCUUUUCUUUUCUUUUAG